AUGCUGGGCCUUUCAACUUUCAUUCCGCGUGACCCGUUUCACCAACUUACGGUUACUCUGUGUGUUGUCGGUGUGUUCCUUGCGGUAGUCUUUGCCCUUGCGUUCCGGCCGAAGAGUAAAGAUCAAACACCUAGUACGUUUGAAGCAUACCUCAAAUUCAUCUAUGGGUGCUUCUUGAAGCCUCAUACUGGUGAUGGGUCGGGAAGCCAGCAGGAUGCUUUAGAAAGUUUCUACAAAGCCCAGGCCGAUGUUUAUGACGCCACCCGCCUUAAGCUUCUCCGAGGUCGUGAGGAUAUGUUGGGACUGGUCGCUGCGCAGCUGAAGCACCGUACCGAAGCGGGCUUGAUCUCGCAGCGACCUGUAUGGGUUGAUAUUGGUGGAGGAACUGGUCACAAUGUUGAACAAAUGAAUGCUUUCGUGCCGGUGGCAAGCUUCUUUCGCGCAGUUUAUGUCGUCGAUCUCUCUCCAUCACUGUGCGAGAUGGCCAGAAAACGCUUCGCCCGUCUCGGCUGGACAAACGUCAAGGUCAUUUGCCAGGAUGCGCGCGCCUUUCGUCUCCACGAACACGAACCACAAGCGUACGAGCGCAAGGAAAUGAUCGCCCAAGGCCAAAUCGUUCGCGACCUCGACGAGAAUGCGGAUGCCGGCGGUGCUGAGCUUGUCACGAUGAGCUAUGCUUUGAGCAUGAUACCCGAGUUCUACCCCGUCAUCGACUCGAUUGAUAGCUUGAUGAGCCCUAACGGCGUUAUCGGUGUUGUCGACUUUUACGUGCAGAACCAGGUCGACUUCAUGGGCAGGAACUACAUGGGUGGUGCUAUUGAUCGUCACUGCAUGUGGACCUCACGUGUAUUCUGGCGGACAUGGUUUGAGAUUGACCGCGUCAAUCUUGAGCCCGCUAGACGAGAUUAUCUUGAAUACCGAUUUGGUACAGUUCUUAGUAUCAACGCUCGCAACAACUUCUUUGGUACUGGUAUCAAACUCCCUUAUUUCAUCUGGCUCGGAUGUUCGAAAGAGCAUGGCGCGUCUACGCAGAAGCUCGCCGAAAUCGAUGCGGCCGCUACCGAAUCGCCGUACCUCACAGCUCUCGACCUCCAGACAGGAGCUACGCAGACUGAUGUCGAAGUACAUUCAAAAGCUUAUGAGUCGGCGGUCGUGAACCUACAGUCUAGUCUACCUCUGCCGGCGACAUGGUACCAGAAUCACCACUGGCGUAUCCACUACGAUUCUGCCCUCCCCAAGCAUACCCGUUUCAACAACUCCUACAUCUACGCAUUCACCUGGGAGGACGAUGUAGCGGACAUGCGCCUUCUCAAGCCCACUUCCAACGACGUUGUCCUUGCCAUCGGCUCAGCAGGCGACAACAUCCUAGCCUUCUGUCUCGAGAACUGCCGCCGCGUCCACGCCGUCGACCUCAACCCGUCGCAAAACCACCUUCUCGAACUCAAAGUCGCCGCUUUCACCGCACUCCCUUAUAAGGACGUCUGGAAGCUCUUUGGCGAAGGCAAGCAUCCUGACUUCCACAAUCUCCUUAUCCAGAAACUUAGUCCCCACCUCUCAUCCGAAGCCUUCCAGUUCUGGCUGCACAAUGGGCCCUCUGUAUUCUCCUCCAGUUCCUCAAAGGGCCUCUAUUACUCUGGUGGCUCAGGCAAUGCCCUCUCAAUCGCAGGAUGGCUCUUCCACAUCCUAGGAAUGACAUCCGACGUGCAAAAACUCUGCGCAGCGCAAACCCUCAACGAACAACGAGAAAUCUGGCAACGCUCCAUCAAGACCGUUCUCCACUCCAAGAUCCUCACCUGGGCCAUCCUCGGCAACGAAAAGUGGCUCUGGAAAGCCCUCGGCGUACCACCCGCCCAACGCGCCGUCAUCGAAGCUGAUUUCAAGAAAACUGACGACUUCGCCGCACCACCGUCAUCGCCGUCGCAUACAAAGAGGGAUAGUGCGGCUGACUACAUGGCCUUCCACGAAGAACCUUCGGACGACGCACUCAAGUCAAGUUCUGGCAAUGCGAUUUACGAAUACGUCCUCAACACUUUUGAGCCCGUGAUAAACACUACUCUCCUCUCCACCUCAAACCACUACUACCUUCUCACUCUCCUCGGCCACUACACACCAACCUCGCACCCCACCUACUUAUCGCCUAAAUCCCAUCUCAGGCUCUCAAAGCCCGCCGCGUUCAACGGAUUGCGUAUCCACACGGACGAGAUCUCCGAGGUGAUUAGCAGAAUGCGACCGGGUACUUUGACGAUUGUCGUUGUGAUGGAUAGUAUGGAUUGGUUUCCGCCCCAGGGAAACCAGGCGGUUAAGCAGAUUAGAGCGCUGAAUCGCGCGCUGAAGGUCAAGGGGAGGGUUAUGUUGAGGAGUGCGGGGUUGGAGCCGUGGUAUAUCAAGGUGUUUGGGGAGUGUGGAUUUGCGGUGAAGAGGGUGGCUGUUAGGGUGCCGGGGAGUUGUAUUGAUCGGGUCAACAUGUAUGCAUCCACGUGGAUAUGCACAAAGGAGGUGGGGAUUGAACACGAGGAUGUCAAGGCGGGGUUGAGGAAGACGAGUUUGGCUGAAUUGAAGCUUGAGGCUCCUGCGAUGCGUGUGGAGUAG
Molecule: messenger RNA, 2589 nt
Organism: Alternaria atra
Lineage: Eukaryota; Fungi; Ascomycota; Dothideomycetes; Pleosporales; Pleosporaceae
Exons: 7
Coding region: 1-2589 (862 amino acids)
Source: RefSeq, a predicted model, not a curated record